GUGAUGUGUGAAGUUUGGGUGUUGACGAUGUGAAGUUGCAGGUUGCCCACGGAGAAGCUGCAGGAUGAGACUCUGAUCAAAAAUUAGAUAAUUUUGGAGCUGCUGCUGACAUCGUCAUGGCCUUACAGGUGAGUGCAGGUGGGACUGAGUGUGACCUUCGACCUCUCACCCGCAGAGAUCAGGUGAGAGGUCCGAACCUGGGAGAAAAAAACCUCUGAACCUGUGGAGUCUGUUGGCGCUCCGACUGGAGGAGACAGUGUUUAGAUUUCAGACGAGUUUAAAACGUAAAAAGGAUUCAUCAAGAAAAACAGGAAAAAUAAAAUUAAAGAAAAACACACAAAUGGAAAAAACAGGUUUGUUUGAGGGACAUCAAGAAAAGAAGUAAGAUCACCAACAUAUUUAUACUUUUAAGUGUGAAAGACAGCUGUUCAAAUAAAUUAACUCGUUUUAAACUUUGACAUAUUUUUAAGAAUUAAAUAAAAUGUCUAGAAGUCAAAUUAUUUGGCUGUGAUCAGAGGUUUUACUGUUCAGAGAUUAAAAAAGUGUUUGUACAUCCAGACAUUAAAUAUAAUCUUAAAUUAACAACAAAUUAAUUUAAACUUCAUCAUGAAAAUGAAAGUUCAAAUAUCCAGAGAGUUUUAAUCUGAAUUUGAUAAUGAUCGCAUUUAUUUAUCUGCAGAAUUAUUUAACUUUAGUGAAGUGAUAUGAUUUACAACUGAACAGAUCUAUUAAAAAAAAUCUAAUUUAAUUCACUUAUUUCACUAAUAUUACUAUUAUUUACCAGCAGAAACAGAAAACCGUGUCUCAAACAGAGGGGGGAGGAUGUGUCAGAGAACAGCCUGCAGCUGUUGACUCAGUCAGUCAGGUCCAACAGGUAGACAGGUUCAGGUGUUUGACUCGAAACCUUUACUCAGGGUUUACUCCACCUGUGAGGACCCUCCCUUUACUAAUCUGAACCCUAAAAAGUUCUGAAGAGUUUCUGGUCAUGAAAACUCAGAAUUUCUGUUUCAGGCUCAGGUUCUGUACGACUUCACAGCCGAACCAGGAAACCACGAGCUGUCCAUCAGACAGGGAGACACCAUCACCGUCAUCGACCAGGUAUCGCCCUCUCGCACACACAAACACGCCUAAAUAUACGUGAUAUGAGAUAAUGUCCUACAACAGUGUGUGUUUCUGUGUGUGUGUGUGUGUGUAGACUGUGGGUGGAGGUUGGAUUGAAGCCCAGGACUCCAGCGGAAGAACCGGACUUGUUCCUGAGGGAUACUUACAGGUGAGCUGUUGACUUCCCUUUGUGUCAACUGCAAACCUGAAGGAAGCUCCGCCCACUUCCACCUUCAGAGCCAAGUGACAACAACGGUUAAAGACGCCAGAGAUGGAAACAACAACAAAUACACAAACAACAAAAAAAUACGACGAAAAGCAAAUUAACCUAUUUCAACAAAAAUACUAACAGAGAUGCAGACAACAAUUGAAACAUAAAAAUAUCAAAAAUAACAAACAAAAAAUAUAAUAACAUGACCAGUCCUAAUUUAGAAGACACAAACCACAAACAUUAACAAAAUCAACAACAAUAAAGACACAAACUUCAACAAAAACAACCAAAAAAGAAAAUCGACAACCAUGACAACAAAAGAAAAAAAAAACACUCAAAAAUACUGCAGUUCAUGUUUGGUUGUGUCUUUUGUGCUGCUGAUAUUUAAGUUGUGUUUCAGGUUAUUGGUGCCGCUGACGGGGCUGGAGAGUCCAGGUCAGGGGGCGGGGCUUCAGUCACAAAUGCAGCAGAAGGGUGGAGCCAUCAGGGGGUCGCUAACACACAACAAGGUGAGAGACUCUGACUCGACGUUGGUCGUUUUAAAUAAAGGUCGAUUCAAAAAUGAAUCAAAGUCAGCAACAGAAACUGUUUCCAUCUCCAGCGGACGUCAUCGACUAUGACGAUGGCGAGUGGGACGAUGACUGGGAUGACCAAUCAGAAGCUGGUUCCCGUGGUUAUGAUCAGGUGGAGGAGGAGGGAGGGGCUGCAGGUCAGAGCACCAACGGGUCCACGAUGAAGAUCUCCCUGAACAGGUGGACAUGAUUUGACUCUUGUGAUCUAAGUGGAUCUCAGGAGUAGAUCCCGGUAGAUCUCACAGAUCUGUGAAAUCCUCUCUGUUUCCAGGUUUCCAUUUCAUAAAGGUCCAAGCGCUGAAGUGUAUCUGCUCGCCAAAGCUCCCGCUGACAGCAGAGAAAGACUUCCUGUCUUUGUGAGUGAUCUUCUUCCUUAUAUCACUGUGUUAUUGAACGCUGUGCUCUGAUUGGCUCCUGCUGAUUAUCCAAUUAGAUCGGAGAAGUGGGUCCAGUGUGGCUUUACCCGUCGGCUCCUCUGGACUGUUUGAUCGCGGAUCCCAAGAAGGAAUCCAAACUGUACGGCCUGAAGAGCUUCAUCGAGUACCAGAUCAUCCCAAAUGUAGGCUACAGCUUGGACUUCCAACUGCUGAGGGAACUCGAACGCAGCGUGAGUAGUUCUUGGUCGCACUCAGUAUUUGACACCCUUUGACUCUCCACAGACGACCAACAGACCCGUCACUCAUCGCUACAAGCACUUUGAUUGGCUGUAUGAACGUCUUCUGGACAAGUUUGGUUCAGCCCUGCCCAUACCCGCACUCCCAGACAAACAAGUCACAGGUGCGCUGUCACCAUGACAACCACACAUACCCCGUCCACCCCCGCGGCAAGGGCUUAAGUGAUCUCCUUUGCUUUCAGGACGGUUCGAGGUGGACUUCAUCAAGAUGCGGAUGGAGCAGCUGCAGUCCUGGAUGACCCGGAUGUGUCGUCACCCGGUCGUCUCUCAGAGCAGCGUCUUUCAACUCUUCCUCACCCACAGAGAUGAGAAGGCAGGUUAAGCUCCGCCCACAUUGCACAGGGUUGCUGUCUGCAUUCUGAUUGGCUUAAUUUUCGUUCCGAUGUUGCAGGAGUGGAAGACCGGGAAGAGGAAAGCUGAAAAGGACGAGACAGUCGGACCGAUGAUCUUCAGUUUGGUGGAAACUGAAGCUGCUGAGCUCGACGCUAUUAAUGUGUGAGUCAACCAACCAAUCAGCUAACUACCAAUUAACCAACCCGCCCACCUGCCAGCCAAUCAGCUUUGUAACCAAUCAGAUUGAUCUUUUCUUUGGUUGUUUGUUUGUAGGGAACAGAAGUGUGAGCACUACAGCCGGUUCACGCGGUCCAUGGACGAUGGCGUCAGAGAGCUGCUGAGUGUCGGACACACACAUUGGAAACGCUGCACGGGACGUGAGUGUGUAUAAAUACUUCAACAUGUGUACUUAUACUUCUAAACACGCACAACCUUACACACAUGUUUGUGACUGUGUGUGUGUGUGUAGCGCUGCCCAAAGAGUACGAACGUAUCGGACGAGCCUUCAAGAACCUGUCGACGGUUUUCACCAGCAGCGGAUAUCCAGGUGAGGAAACAAGGGGAUAAGGGUACAAGGGGAGAGGAGACAAGGAAGAGUUUGAAGGAAGAGGUAUUGGAAAAGUAGAUAUUUUGUCUUUUAAUGACUUAAAUCACAAACUGGCGUGUUGUAGGGGAGGAGACUCUGACGGAUGCUCUGACGGUGGCGGGUCAGACGUACGAGGAGAUUGCAGAGCUUGUGGCUCAACAGGUACAAAAACACAAAAAUACUCAGUGUACUUUAACACUGAGAUAUUUCAUGUACUUGUCGUGUUUCCAAAAAAUAAAGUGUUUAUAAAACUCUCUGACCUUUGACCUAUCAGCCUCAGAAGGAUCUCCACUUCCUGUUGGAGACAAACAAUGAGUACAGAGGCAUGCUGGGAUGUUUCCCAGACAUCAUCUCUGUACACAAGGUACUGCAGUACAAGUACACACAGAAUACGACUGAUACCACAAAUGUUUUCUAAAUUAGAGCAAAUGAGUCAUGAAGGGGGCGUGGUCUUGUGCGUGUGUUUUUGUCAGUCCGCCAUAGAGAAGGUGAAAGAAAGCGACCGUUUGGUGUUGGCGGGAAAAAUCACCAACGGCGACAAGAAGUUCAUGAGCCAACGACUCAGCGGCAUGAGCUACACUCUGCAGGGUAACGACACAACAAUCACCAAAUGGACCAAUCAGCUGUCUGCUCCAACCAUAACCUCCGCUUUUUCCUUCUCCUGCAGCUGAGAUGAAUCAUUUCCAUAGCAACCGUAUCUAUGACUACAACCGAGUGAUGCAGCUCUACCUGCAGCAACAGGCGACCUUCUACCAACAGGUAAGACAUGCAAGACCGGGGGGGUGAUGGUGCGUUCGAGUUACCUCAAAGGUCAGAAGUCCAAGCUGAAAAUGACGUCACACCCGAGUUCCCAGCGUUUCAGUUACCAAGUCGGAAAAAAGCAAAAUCGGAGAAGGAAACAAGAUCGCUACUUCUACGAAAGUUAUUUUAGCGCUUGCCUUGUCCAAACUUAAGGCCUCCGAUUUCGCUUUUUUCCGACUCAGUAACUGAAACACUGAGAACUCAGGUGUAACGUCAAUGUUUGCCCCGACAUCUGACUUCUGAGGUAACUUGAACGCAGCAUUAUCAAGGUUAACAUGAAGACAUAUGUCAUCACCUCUCUGCUCUCUGAUUGGUCAGAUCGCCGAUAAGCUGAGAGCCGCUCUGAACCAGUUCACCACGCUGUGAGGACGACAUCACGGCUCAGUAUCGUCUGUUACUUUUAACAAAAUAAGAGUCAUUUUAAUGUUUGCACAUUAAUGAACCACACUAAGAUCGUUUUUAAUAUGGACUUUUAUUGAUAAUUAUUGUGAUAUUUUUGUCUCUGUGUGACUGAUGAUUAAAGUUUAACUGGGUUUUACACGUUAAAGUCAGCUGUCAUUACUCUCUUUUCUUUAUCCGAUCAGAAUCCUAAUAUUUAGAGUUUCACAGAAUCUGCUGAUCUGUUGAGUAAAGAUUGAAAACCCAAAGAGGUCUCACUCUGACACAAACUGCUGCUGAGCUGGCGUCUGAUUUUGACCUCUGAUCCUGGAUAGGAAGCGGACCAUCAGCAGCUUCCUGUCAGGAUGGAGCUGGAUUUGUUGUUGUCAGGGUUUGGGAUGUUUUUAAGGCUUGUACUUCAGACUGAGAAAACUAUAAUGAUAUACAGUUUAAUAAAGUAACCAAACUCCAUAAAUAACUCCUGUUUGAUUAAUUUGAAAUGAGCAGAAGAGCAGAUGUUUGAGUGGAUUGUAAUACUAAAUUUAUUCUGAUACCGCUGGAACAAAACAAACUCCAUUUGUUGUUUCGCUCCAGAUUUCUUGUAUUUUUGAUAACUUUGCUUUUUAAAGAAAUUAGAUGAGUUUUCAGAUAAAUUCUUGCUCUAUAAUGUUCCUCCCUCAUUUCAAGGACACCAAGAGGGAAUUUUUGAGGGGUUUUACCCUCGAGCGGAAAAUUCAGAAGAGGCAUUUUCUUUCCGAGAGGAUUGUUCCGGUGUUACUCACUGUUUAGCGGACACCUUUAUUGUUUAACUCACUGGUAGGACAUCCAAAAGAGACUAUUUGAAGGGAUGUUCAGGCAUAAAAUUAAUUUAGGGUCAAACACACCGUAACACCGAGUUUGACACCCCCUCCAGAGAUGAAUGUUGCCGACCACGCAGAGAGCCACGCCCUCAACCAAAACACCACUCCAUAGCCACAAAUAAUGCU
Molecule: messenger RNA, 5641 nt
Organism: Xyrichtys novacula (pearly razorfish)
Lineage: Eukaryota; Metazoa; Chordata; Actinopteri; Labriformes; Labridae
Source: the annotation of a GenBank genome assembly